This is a messenger RNA of Monosiga brevicollis MX1, 1302 nucleotides long. RefSeq lists its product as uncharacterized. NCBI's taxonomy places the organism in Eukaryota, Choanoflagellata, Craspedida, Salpingoecidae. The record is from RefSeq and is a predicted model, not a curated record. The transcript is spliced from 5 exons. Bases 1 to 1302 code for a protein of 433 amino acids.
AUGGCGAUCCUUCAGCGUGAAGUUACAAAAGUUGAUCAGUUUGUGUUUGCUACCCUCGAGGCUUCAGAGCUUCUCUUUUGGGGCAGUGGCGAUUCCGACGUAGCACUUCGCGAAGGUGUACUGCGAACCAUAACUGGAGAUUUUGAUAUUUUGGACCCAACCGUUCAUGGCAAUGCAGAAGCCGAAACCCUCUUGCACGCCUUUGUUACCCUUCAGGAGCGAGUGGAGGCCUUACGUCGCUUCGUCCUCAUCAACCGUGCCUCCCUGACUAAGAUAUUGAAAAAAUAUCUGCGUCGCCUUGGCAGUGGCGCCAAUGCAACCAAUAAUUUCAAUGAAACCCCGGAAGAGAGGCCAGUUGCAAAGAACCCCAAGGCAGCCCAGGUGAAACAAUCGUCCCUGGCCUUCCAUGACCUCUUGAGCGUUUCAUCCAAUUUUACAAUUCGCUUCUCGCGCCUGAAAUUGGAUUUCCAAAGAAUGGCUUUGCGGCUGGCUGUACUUACUUUGCCCGUGCUGCGUGCUAUAGCAAGUCACGUUGGAACGCUUGGCCUGUCGUGCAGCUGCAUCGCAUUGAUCCUUGUCAUUGUGGUCAGACACAAGUCUUGGGUGUUGGCGCCUUUCAGGUGGGCAGAGAUCGCCAUUGAGCGCCUUUUGCUCUUUUCUGAUCAGAACGGCACACUGGUUUCGAUUUACAUGUCAAUCCGGCUAUCGCGCUUCAAUCACGUCUUACAUUGCCGUGCGCUUGUCAUGUCGCAGCGACAUUUGCAUGGGAUUGGUCACAAUGUUUUUGCAGUCCUUUUUUUUACUGUCGGCGUUUGUCACACGACCAUAGAGUGUUAUCUUGAUGCAAGAUUCAAGCUUUCUACACCAUGGACCUUGCGACUGCGUCGCAGCAUUGUCGGUUUCACCGCUCUGUGUGUGGUGAUCUUCCUCACCUUUCUGUACUUGGGAGCGCAUCACUGGGAGCAACGAGAUAUGAACCUACUUCUUAUCGCUGCCAUAGCCGAGAUUGCCGCACUCUUCAGCUUUUUGCUUUACUUUUGCACCUAUCUCUCUGACUUUGCACAUGCCAUGAUCUACGUGGUGAUUAUUGAGCGACGAAGGCGACAAGCUACUGCCACCCCGUCGCUAGCAGAGUUUAAGGACAUGGGCGCAGCAAGCAAAGAGAAAUCUAGGCAAAAAUCAUCCGCUACCGCCGAGCGGAGAAAUUUGAGCCACAAAGCCUUGGGUGUUGCCCAACGCGUUUUAGCACAAAAAAAUAAACAGAAUCAUCUCGGAGGUGGCAGCAAGGCCAAGGCCAAUUGA